Rotaria sp. Silwood2 is the source of this 696-nucleotide messenger RNA. Lineage: Eukaryota; Metazoa; Rotifera; Eurotatoria; Philodinida; Philodinidae. The record is from the annotation of a GenBank genome assembly.
AUGCGACGUUCACAAAAACUAUCAAUAUUAAAUCAGUUUAGACAUAAUCAAUUGGAAAAUGAUCUAUCAUUUCCCAUACAUCACAAACACAAACACAAAUCUCCAUUACCAUCAUCAUAUCAAUUAGAUGAUAUUGAUACUUUAGAUAUUGAAAAAUUAAUAUCGAAUGCAUAUGAUCAAGCAUUACGUCUUGUUAAACAUUCAAAAAUACUAGAUAAAUUAAAUGAGCAUAAAAUAAAUUGUUUAAAUGAUUUAAGUAAAUAUAUCUUCAAUAUGUUAAAUAAAAAUUCAAGAAUGAUUAAUUAUUCUUUCCGAACGGAAAAUAAAGCCACUGAAGAGUUUGGAUUGGAUGAAGAAAAUGAAGAUAAUGACAUCAUAAAUUAUGCACCGGAUCAACUUAUUGAUGAAAUUCUAUUUGAUCCUCAAAGCAACGUUGUUAGUGAUGAUGAUGAUGAUGAUGAUGAUGAUGAUGAUGAUGAAAAUAUAUUAAAUUCAAUAAAAUCAGAUUUUAAUGGGAUAAGAAUAGUUGAUAAUAUUAAUCCAGCUCUAAAAAAAUCGUAUUUUAAAGUCAAAAUAAAUAACAAUAUUAAAUAUCUUCACAAACAAUCGGCCUGCUGGCUGAAAUUGAACCAAACAGCGAAAUUAUCAAGUGAUCGUUUAUCGCGUGUCAUGCAACAAACAUCUGAUCACAAUUAG